Molecule: messenger RNA, 2087 nt
Organism: Sinocyclocheilus grahami
Lineage: Eukaryota; Metazoa; Chordata; Actinopteri; Cypriniformes; Cyprinidae
Gene: rab30
Product: RAB30, member RAS oncogene family
Exons: 5
Coding region: 143-793 (216 amino acids)
Molecular function (GO): GTPase activity; GTP binding
Source: RefSeq, a predicted model, not a curated record
AAACACUGGAGCCGAAAAUCUGCCGAGGUUGCUGUUGGCGCUGCACGAUUGCUAUCAUCGUUUAGAUUAAAAGCCUGAAGAAAAGCCUGAAUGCAUUCGGAAUAAUAGAAGCAGUGGGGUGAAUCCCCAGUGUUUGCUGAGCAUGAGCAUGGAGGAUUAUGAUUACUUAUUCAAAAUUGUGCUGAUUGGAAAUGCAGGAGUGGGCAAAACCUGCCUCGUCCGACGCUUCACUCAGGGGCUCUUCCCUCCUGGACAAGGUGCCACCAUUGGAGUUGAUUUCAUGAUCAAAACAGUGGAAAUAAAAGGAGUGAAAGUGAAGGUGGCGGUUCUUAAUACUGUUCCUCGCGUCCCCCUGCUUUGCACACGCUCUGCAUCUCUCUCUCUCUCUCUCUCUCUCUCUCUCUCUCUCUCCUUAAUCAGGAUAAAACUGUAUAUUAAAAGCUCCUACGACAUCACCUGUGAAGAUUCCUUCCGGUGCCUUCCUGAGUGGCUGAGGGAGAUCGAGCAGUAUGCCAACAACCAAGUAGUGACAAUCUUAGUAGGGAAUAAGAUAGACCUGGCCGAUAAGCGAGAAGUCCAUCGGCAGCGAGCAGAGGAGUUUGCGGAGGCGCAGAGCAUGCUUUAUCUGGAGACCUCUGCCAAAGAAUCGGACAACGUGGAGAAGCUCUUUCUGGAUCUGGCCUGCAAACUGAUCCGCGAGGCCAAGCAAAACACGUUGGACAACAACGACUCCACUGCCAUGCCUGGAGAAGGGAAAAACAUCAAUUACUUGAGCUGCUGCAGCAUGAACUAGUAGACUUGGCCACUCUGUCUGGCUGAGGGGGGCAACAUGGAUUGCAUACAAAGUGGUUGUAUUGUUGGUAACCACUGUGUAGUUGCAGUGGUUACUGUUUUCCACUGUUGUCGAAGUCUAGUUCUUUUACCAUUCUUAAAUCCCUGGGUAUUUUAAAACAUUCUGAAAAAAACACAAUAUCAAGAUGAUGCUGCUUUUAAAGGUGGGUCUGAAGCUCCGAGAUGCUUUUGGCCAGAUAAAAGGGCCUUGUUAUACAAAAAUGCUUGCUGAUAGGUCAGACAAUGAGAUUUUCUACACUCAUGUACAAUGCAAAAGUUGGGAUUUCCCUGCUGACUUGAGAGCCAAUGUAUUUGUCAUAUUAGAGAUUUGAAAAAGAAAUGAGAAUGCAGAUCUUCAUCAGCAAUCUUACUCACUUGAAGGACUAGUUCAUCCAAAAAUAAGCAUUCCGUCAUCAUUUACGUACCCUCAUGUUGUUCCAAACCCAUAUGACUGACUUUUUCUGUGGAACUCAAAAGAAGAUGUUUUGAGGAAUGUUCAUGAAGCUCUUUUCCAACCGAAAGUAUGCAGUGACCAAAGCAGUCCAUAUGACUUGUGCAUUAUAUUCCAAGUCUUCUGAAGCCAUAUGAGGCUUACGGGUUUGAAAUGACAUUAGGGUGAGUAAAUAAUGACAGAGUUAUUAUUUUAGGAUGAACUGCUCCUUUAAGACUCAUUGCCACAAAAUUGGUGUGUUUGUGUGCACAUUUAUUAUUCGCACAAAAUGCACUUCUUGAUUGCUUGCGAGAUUGUUUGAGGUUGCUUAUGCAUGCGUUUUUUUUUUUUAAACGGAGAAGUCAAUAAUGCAAACAGACAGCCAGCUCCCUUAAAUAAUCUGUGACAGGAAGAUGUGAAGUAAAACCACCAUUUGUCAGGUAUUCAGUUUAUAAGAAUAUAAACUCCCCUUACUGCUUGCAUGGUAGUUUGGUUGUUAAUACUCAAUGAAGGCCAUGUCAUUUUGAGAAGUCAUAGCAAAAACCCAAUGUGCCUCUGCCAUUUGCAUCCUGUCGUCAUACAUUACAUAGCACUGGGGAAUCUCAUGGAGCACAUGUUUGGGUCAUAUUUAACCCAAAAAUAUCACUUUAACCGGGUCGAUAUAUUAGUUUGGAUGUUUUAAUAUAGUUUAUUUCAAGGAUGAUUCUCAUUAGACUCCCAGUACUGCAAAAUAAUACUGCCCAGUCACAAUUAUAUUUUUUAAGAUUUUUAUUAUUUUCACUGUACAACAUACAGUAUACUCCCGUAAUGUAUACACACUUUGCAG